AUGCAAACAUUGGAUAUAUGAUAUUACUUAAUAAUUUGGAUGUGAGUGUAGAUUAUAUGCAACGACUUACGUCCGAGUUGUCGGCGUUACCGUCAAUUAAUAAGGAAGAUUAUGAAAAUGUUCAAAAGUGUUUUGCAUGGUUGGACAGUAAUACUACAAACAAAUUUAAGCAGAUACUGACGAGUGGAAUAGAACAACUUUUUACCCAAAUGGUCAAGCCACGAAUUCGACCAAUCUUGCAAGAAGCUUACAAAGAUAUCAAAUAUGUGCUUAAUGAAGAUGAAUACCAUGAACAAGAGGCGAAUGAUGGAUUUUCUAAACGAUUUGUAUAUGGAUUUGAUUCUUUGAUUCAAGUUUAUCAGACAACUUUUUCGGAGAAUAAUUAUAACCAGAUGAUGAUGCACAUAUUAGAAUUAGUAACAAUCAUGUGGGAAAAAACAGUGUUUGGGACUAAAUUUAAUCAGUUGGGUGCAUUGAGAUUUGACAAAGAUCUGCGAGCAGUUAACAAUUAUUUUUCUACUAAAAUGCAAUGGCCAUUCAGGGAUCGUUUUACCCGAUUGAGUCAAAUAUCCACAUUGUUAAAUUUGGAAUCUUUAUCAGAAAUUUAUGAUUUCUGGGGUAGUACUACGAAAUCUUCUAAUCCCAUCACUUGGAGGCUAACCGUUACCGAAGCAAAAAAGGUUGCUGGGUUAAG
Messenger RNA from Acaulospora morrowiae, 694 nucleotides. The record is from the annotation of a GenBank genome assembly. Lineage: Eukaryota; Fungi; Glomeromycota; Glomeromycetes; Diversisporales; Acaulosporaceae.